UCUUGUUCGAUGUCUUGUUUUGGUGCAAGAGCUCCGGCUUAUAGCGUAUUUGACGUACACCUGUUAAUUUCAAAUGUUGCUGGGAUUGCGAAAAUAUUUGUCGUUUAUUUAUCGACACUACAUCGAAAUCUAUACUGAUCCUUUUCACUGUCACAUGUACCCUCUAAGUUAAGCGGUUUGCUCGAACAUAAAUCCAAUAUGUCUAAGCGUCGUGGAUGGAGGCAUCCCAAACAAGAUCACAGUGUUUAUGUGCAACAGUUGUUUAAAGAUUUUCUUGCCCGUAACACUGUUAAUUCCAUUGCAAAUCCCUCAAUUGAAACGCGGAAGAACUUUUCCCGUGCCGAAAGCAAAAUUUCUGAAAAUUGCAAACAACGAGGUAUAUUUGACCGUGCGGUUUAUGCGCGCUUUGAGCGUAAUACAAAUUGUGGAGGCUUUAUUCGUCAAGAACCAACGCGCAGAUCGAAAACAGGAUUAAUGCGAUGGAUUGAUCAGCAGUGCAGCAAACACGAACAACGAGCUGUAAUUCAGAAAACUUCUCGAAAGGAUGAUUACCUGAAUUUGCCUGGCAAUUUUUUUUCCGGGACAGAACAAAUGAAACUGCCGUUCGAUAUGGCUGACAGGACGCUAGGCAAUGUGACGAACAACUUUAUCCCACCAGCAACAUCGACACCUUUCGAUCGUUUGACUUCUUUCGGCGUGUCGGGGGUAUUAUCUGAUCCAGACGAAUUUCAGACUAAUCAGCCCAAUCAAAAGAAAAGUGCCUGCUUCAAAUCUACCAUAUGGGAUACUUUUUUAAAAAGUUGCGUAGAAUAUUUUAAUAUCAUAGCUAAAGAGCACGGUUGUCAAAGCGCUUUAAACUUACGAGAUGAUAUGGAAACGCUUCUGAGAAAAACAGGCUCAAACCCACCCUUGCAUCAGUUGUUCAAAUUAGAAAUGCAAAAAGAACCUCAUCCCACAACACCUGGAAAAAAGAAAAUUGACGUUACACCCAUUGUUAGCAAGAAUCACCAGUUGACUAACAAGAAGAAAUAUCCUCCAAUCAUUGCUCAUAGUCGUCCCAUAUCGGUAGUACCUCCUAAAACAACGCAUAAUCAAACUUGCGUCACCGUGGACGAUCUUAUGCUGGAAACAGAUUCAACUGCUAUCGACCAAAAUAUUCCGAACAAUUUUCCUUUUUUCAUGGAAACUUGUUCUCAAAAACUUCCACACGUAGAUGCAACCCAAGACGAUUUACUGCUUACUGCAUCUCCACCUUCCCCAAUCAGAUUCGCACGCCAUGAACAUCCACGAUGCUUGUACGAUGAAUCCACCUUUCUUGUAGAUCUAAUUGCCAGGGACGAUUUCUUGACGGAAAAACUGGAUGGGUUGCUUAAGGAUGAAGAUUUCAACAUCGAUGGAAUUAGUACCGACCGAAGAUUUGAUUUUGGCACUCCAUCUAAUGAAACGAUAAUGAACAAUACUUUUCCAAAUCAUUUUCAAACGAUUAACUAUCUUGAGUCAAACGAAAAUUUUGCAGGCACCCCGGUAUAUUUAUCGCAAGAUAUAUUGGCUGCAACAACAAUACAGGACUCCCAGGAAGCUAUGUUCUGAUAACAAUUAAGUACCUUCAUAAGAAAAAACAAUUAAAUUUUCAAAUUGUUCAACUCCUCGAUGAUGUCCAUGUGUUUGAACUUAUCCGGAUGUCUAGUAAACGUUUCAAGCAGAUGCAAUUUAGAUACAUUCUUCUGACAAUAAUAAAGUUGGACUUGAUUUGCUAAA
Anopheles gambiae (African malaria mosquito) is the source of this 1758-nucleotide messenger RNA. RefSeq lists its product as uncharacterized. The coding region runs from base 199 to 1590 and encodes 463 amino acids. The record is from RefSeq and is a predicted model, not a curated record. NCBI's taxonomy places the organism in Eukaryota, Metazoa, Arthropoda, Insecta, Diptera, Culicidae. The transcript is spliced from 2 exons.